This is a messenger RNA of Eublepharis macularius, 8121 nucleotides long. It is a transcript of the gene UBR1, whose product is annotated as ubiquitin protein ligase E3 component n-recognin 1. NCBI's taxonomy places the organism in Eukaryota, Metazoa, Chordata, Lepidosauria, Squamata, Eublepharidae. Bases 80 to 5275 code for a protein of 1731 amino acids. The record is from RefSeq and is a predicted model, not a curated record. Gene Ontology annotation, biological process: protein ubiquitination; ubiquitin-dependent protein catabolic process via the N-end rule pathway. The transcript is spliced from 47 exons. Gene Ontology annotation, cellular component: ubiquitin ligase complex; cytoplasm. Gene Ontology annotation, molecular function: ubiquitin protein ligase activity; zinc ion binding.
GUUUUAUGAACUGCGGUAGGAGACACUCAAGAAUCUCUGGUGACUUCUGCUAAGCACUUUUAAUUCAGAUCUGAAAGUGAUGACAGAGCGUUGGGAUGAAAACAUGGAUUUUCAUACUGGCUUUCUUCAACAUUUGACAAAAGUUGUUCCAGACAUUUAUUUUGAUGAAAUAAAUCCUUUGCUGGAGAAGGAGGAGGAAAUAGUGCAGAUGACUAUACUCCGUCCUUUAGAGUGGUAUCUAUUUGGGGAACAUCCGGAUACUUCUCUGGAGAAACUAAGACAAAGUAGCACCCCUCAACUCUGUGGGAAGGUAUUCAAAAUGGGAGAGACAACAUAUUCCUGCAGAGAUUGUGCAAUUGAUCCAACCUGUGUACUUUGCAUGGCCUGUUUCCAAAACAGUAUUCACAAGAAUCAUCGUUAUAAGAUGAACACUUCCACAGGAGGAGGAUUUUGUGACUGUGGGGAUACUGAAGCUUGGAAAGCUGGACCUCUUUGUGCAAACCAUGAGCCUGGAGCAGCUGGAGCUGUGAAGGAGAGCUCUGAAUGCCAGCUGAACGAAAAACUACUGUCACAAGCAAGAAAAAUCUUCCCGUCAGUGAUAAAAUAUAUUGUAGAUAUGACUGUUUGGGAAGAAGAGAAGGAGUUGCCUCUAGAACUUAUGACUAGAGAGAAGAUGGACAAAUACUACUGUAUCAUUUUCAAUGAUGAGCAUCACUCUUAUGAUCAUGUUAUCUACAGUCUGCAAAGAGCUCUUGGCUGUGAGCUUGGAGAGGCCCAGUUGUAUACUACUGCUAUAGAUAAAGAAGGUCGGAAGGCUGUUAUGAAAGGGACAUAUGUUGCUUGUCAGCAAGCAAAAGAAGAAAUAAAGAAACAUUCAAAAAAUGUUUCCCAGCAUCCUCUUACUGUGAAGGUUCUUCAUGCUGAUAUUAUGUCUCAUCAGAAAUUUGCUUUGCGUCUUGGUUCCUGGUUGAAUAAACUUAUGAGCUAUUCAAGUGACUUUCGUCAGAUCAUCUGUCAAACAUGUCUAAAAGAAGAAAUUGAUUCAGAGAAACCUUGUCUUAUAAGCACCUUGAUGCUUUGGGAUGCAAAACUGUAUAAAGGAGCAAGAAAGAUCUUACACGAAUUAAUCUUCAGCAGUUUUUUCAUGGAAAUGGAUUACAAAAAACUUUUUGCCAUGGAAUUUGUUAAGCAUUACAAAACACUUCAGAGAGACUACAUCAGGGAUGACCAUGAAAAGCAGAUCUCUGUGACGGCAUUUUCAGUUCAGAUUUUCACUGUUCCUACAUUGGCACGCCAUCUCAUUGAAGAGCAAAAUGUAAUCACUGUCAUAACAGAGACACUACUUGAAGAGCUGCCAGAAUAUUUGGACAAAAAUGGCAAGUUCAAUUUCCAGGGUUACAGUCAAGAGAAACUAAGCAGAGUGUAUGCAGUCAUAUGUGACCUCAAAUACAUUUUAAUCAGUAAGCCUACAGUGUGGACAGACAAGCUGCGGGAACAGUUUUUGGAAGGGUUCCGGUCAUUCCUGAAGAUUCUCACUUGCAUGCAGGGAAUGGAAGAAAUAAAAAGGCAAAUUGGUCAACACAUUGAAGUGGAUCCUGAUUGGGAAGCAGCCAUUGCUAUUCAAAUACAGUUGAAGAAUGUUCUUUUGAUGUUUCAGGAAUGGUGCGCUUGUGAUGAAAAAUUGUUGGUGACAGCUUACAAGGAAUGUCAUUUAGCAGUAAUGAGAUGUAGCGCAAACAGCUCUUCAUGGGAGAGGACAGUAAUUCAUUUAUGUGGCCAUACUCUGGAAAGUAAACAUUUCAAAGUCUCUACAAAUCCUGUCAGCAUUCAUCUACCAUUGUCCAGAAUGCUUGCUGGUCUCCACAUACAGUUGAGCAAAACUGGAACAAUCUCUAAAUUACAUGAAUUUUUAUCUUCUGAAGAAUUCCAAGUGCAGCUAUUAGUUGAAUAUCCUUUGCGUUGCCUAGCAUUGAUUGCUCAGGUUGCUGCAGAAAUGUGGAGAAGGAAUGGAUUAUCUUUGAUUAGCCAGAUAUUUUAUUACCAAGAUGUUAAAUGCAGAGAAGAAAUGUAUGAUAAGGAUAUAAUCCUGCUUCAGGUUGGUGCAGCAUAUAUGGAUCCAAACAGUUUCCUCUUAUUGGUACUCCAGCGGUAUGAACUGCUUGAUGCCUUUAAGAAGAUCAUGCCAACAAAAGACCAGGACUUGAAUAAGCAGUGUAACACACUAAUAGAAGAAAUGCUUCAAGCUCUUAUCUACAUUGUGGGAGAAAGAUAUGUACCUGGUGUCAGUCAUGUGACAAAAGAUGACGUUACUAUGAGAGAAAUUGUCCAUUUGCUCUGUAUUGAACCAAUGGCUCACAGUGCUAUUGCGAAAUCUUUACCCAAAGAUGAAAACAAUGAGACUGGUAUGGAGAGGGUCAUCCACAAAGUGGCCUUAUUCAAAAGGCCAGGCGUAUCAGGCCAUGGAGUUUACGAACUGAAAGAUGAGUGCCUCAAGGAAUUUAAUAUGUUUUUUUACCAUUAUACCAAGACACAGCACAGCAAGGCUGAACAUACGCAAAAGAAAAGAAGAGUACAAGAAAACAGAGAUGAAGCAUUGCCGCCGCCGCCACCACCUGAAUUCAGCGCUGCUUUCAGAAAUGUGGUGAAAGUUCUGAACUGUGAUAUCAUGAUGCAUAUUCUGAGAACUGUUUUGCAAAGAGCCCUGGAGCUGGAAAGUCAUUUGUGGACUGAAGCAAUGAUUCAAAUGGUGCUUCAUCUCCUUGCUUUGGGUUUAUUGGAAGAAAAGCAGCAGUUAGAGAAGGUUCCAGAGGAAGAAGUAACCUUUGACUUCUACCACAAAGCAUCAAGAAUGGGAAGCUCUACUUUGAACGCAAUGAAUAUACUAAUGAUUUUGGAAAAACUGAAAGGAAUUCAACAGCUAGAAUCCCAGAAGGAUAUGAUCAACUGGGUACUACAGAUGUUUGAAACAAUAAAACGUCUGAGAGAGAAGUCAAGUUUGUCAGCAGUUGCUGCUCCAUCCGGAUCAGAAUUUACAAAAGUCAAUGAGAUGCAAAGCACUCAGGACAAGGAAAAAGCUGAGCGCAAGAGGAAAGCAGAAGCAGCUAGGCUACAUCGCCAGAAGAUUAUGGCCCAGAUGUCUGCCUUGCAGAAGAAUUUCAUUGAAACGCACAAGCUCUUAUAUGAGAAUACACAAGAACUACAAGGAAGAGAUGUUAUGGAAGAAGAAAGUACUAUGCCAACCAUAGACUACUCUAGAAUUGCUUUGGGGCCCAAGCGAGGACCAUCUUUGACGGAAAAAGAGAUGUUGACAUGUAUCUUGUGUCAGGAAGAACAGGAAGUGAGGCUGGAAAGUGCUGCUAUGGUUUUAUCUGCCUGUGUCCAGAGAUCUACUGCUUUAAGCCAGAAUAGGGGAAAAGUGCUUGAACUUUCAGAAGAUCCUCUCUUCAUGGAUCUUGAUUUGUCAUGUGGAAUUCAUACAGGAAGUUGUGGUCAUGUGAUGCAUGCUGCUUGCUGGCAGAAAUACUUUGAUGCCAUUCAGCUAAACUCUCGGCAGCGUCUUCAUGUUGAACAGGUUUUUGACUUAGAAAAUGGAGAAUAUCUCUGCCCACUCUGCAAAUCCCUAUGCAACACUGUGAUUCCCAUUAUUCCUUUGCAGGUACAGAAGAUCAAUAGUGAAGAUGCAGAAAUGGUGGCUCAGCUUCUGUCUUUGUCAAAGUGGAUAGAAAUUGUUAUGGCCAGGAUAUCUGGUUACAGCAAGAAGAGUCUUCAAGAAGAAAAGCAAACCGUUCUAUGUGGUAAAGAAAUGGAAAAUUCUUCCUCAGACUUCCAUUCUAUUCUUAGCUUUGGAGUUCAGCCUUUAGUCAAAUAUUCUAAUAGUAUCAAUGAGAUGGUGGUUCUCUUUGCCACUGCAAUUUACAGAAUUGGAUUAAAGACUGCUCCAAACGAAGCUGAUCCCCGCAUUCCUAUGAUGACUUGGAGCACUUGUGCUUUUACCAUCCAGUGUUUAGAAAAUCUUCUUGAAGAUGAGGGCAAGCCUUUAUUUGGAUGUCUUCAAAAUAGACAGCACAGUGGUCUUAAAGCAGUAGUGCAGUUUGCAGCUGCUCAGAGAAGUACAUUACCACAAAGCGUGAUCCAGCAGCAUCUUGUUCGUCUCUUAGGAGUUCUUCUGCCUGGUUUAAAAAUAGAAGAUACUCCAUCCCUUCUAGAUAUAGAUCUGUUUCAUAUUUUGGUUGGUGCUAUAUUAUCAUUUCCAUCUUUGUAUUGGGAGGAUACUGUAGACCUACAACCUUCAUCUAUGAGCUCUGCCUGUAAUCAUCUCUAUCUUUUCCAUUUGAUUACCAUGGCACAUGUUACACAGAUCAUUCUCACCUCCACAACAGCCAAUUCUUGCACUGAAUAUCCUUCUGAUCAGUCACAGGAAGAUAGUGAAGAAGCACAUGCUGCAGAUUCUUUUAGUAAAGAAAUUUGCAGAUACACAAAUGGUUGGUACAGACCGACUGUUCCUGGCUGGUAUUUGUGGGAUUGUAUUAAGAAGGGAAUUGCAUCCUACCUGCGUUGUGCUGCUUUGUUUUUCCAUUUCUUGCUGGGAGUGCCACCACCUGAGGAGCUUUUGUUAGUUUCUGAGGAAAGUCAGUUCAAAGCACUUUGUGGAUAUUUGUCUCUACCCACCAAUUUGUUCUUGCUUUUUCAAGAAUAUUGGAAUAUAGUAGAACCCCUGCUCCAAAGGUGGUGUGCAGAUCCUGUUGUACUAAGCUUUCUAAAAGGGACACGUAUUACAUUAAGAUAUCCAAGGAAAAGAAAUAAAUUAAUUGAGCUCCCAGAAGACUACAGCUGCCUUUUGAAUAGAAGCUCUCAGUUCAGAUGCCCUCAAUCCUCCUACGAUGAGGCCAAGUACCCAGUGUUGUGUUUGUUCUGUGGGGCCAUGCUGUGUUCUCUAACUUCCUGUUGUCAAGAGAUGGUAAAUGGGGAAGAGUUUGGACCCUGCACAUCCCAUGCUGCUCAUUGUGGAGCUGGAGUGGGCAUCUUUCUGAAAAUUAAGGACUGCAAACUUAUGCUAAUGGGAGGAAAAAACAGAGGCUGUUUCUAUCCUGCACCAUACCUAGAUGAAUAUGGAGAAACAGACCCAAAUCUGUCAAGAGGCAACCCUCUGCAAUUGUGUCAUGAACGGUACUGGAAACUCCACUUGCUUUGGCAGCAGCACUGCAUCAUAGAGGAGAUUGCUCGAAACCAAGAAACGAAUCAAAUCUUCUUUGGAUUCAACUGGCAGCUGCUCUGAGUGGCAGUUCCUCCUAGAUUGGAUCACUAAGUCUCUGAACAAGAUGUUUGCUUUAAGGAGAAAAAUCCAGUCCACACUCGUGUAUUUAAAACUAACUGAUUUUAAGCAGGUUUAAUCUGGUGCGAAAAGCAUACAUGCACACAACUUUCCAGAUUUGAUUGUUGAACAACUGCCAGAACAACUGCCACCCCGAAAUGGCUGGGUUCAGUAGAUAUGGACAUUUUGCUGAAGUUUCUUUUCCACCUGAUUCUGCACUUUGUAUAAUUUAGAUACCCCAGACCACCUUUUGUCAUACUUAAAUGUGAUUUUAAUCCCAAUAAAGAAGCAGCAAGUUUUCCCUUUGUGUGUGUAAACAGCGGUUGAAAAUGACCCUUUAAAGGGCCUCUUCAUCUAGAUACAAGAACAAUAUACUUGGACUAAUUUGAUGUCUUCAUUCUUCAUAUCUGGUUUCCUCCUUCAGCUUAGCAGCACUUAAAAAGUCUGUGAUUGCUCUGUCUGCAACUUGCUCCUUGGAGGAGAAAUGUUUCCAGACACCUUGUAAACUGUAGCUGUACUCUGACUACGAAGUAGUACAAUGAGAAGUGCACACUACACAGGAUGCGCUGUGCAAUUUAAUGAGAAGCAUUUGAAAAAGUUAAAUGUGAGUGCCAGUUUAUUCUAAAUUAGUGGAAAAGUAAAAUUUUCAGCUGGCCUUGAAUCGGAAAUGCAAUGCUUUGCUUUUGGCAUAGCUAAACGAUCACUGUGUAUAUAAUAUAGUCACACUAAUAUUUUGUGCCUCUGUAAUCACAAUAGUCUAAAAGUUUUUAACCACCUGCUAACUUUGGCUGUGGUAGUAAAAUAUUAUCUACAGUAAUGUAGGUCUUACUUAUCCCGUGGACUACUACAUUCCCACAGACUGCAAUGAAACAAGCCAUUUAAAUACGCACCUCUUUUCCUGUCAGCAUACCAAUUAGAAGACAAUGGAUAUUAAAAAUAAUUAAAUAAAAGAUGGACAUUAGUAUAUGUAGGUUUCCCUGAAUUUUAUGGUCCAGUUCUGUGGAGACUUCAGUAAACUGCACAUUGUCUGGUGCUAUUAUGCUGGGUCCACAACCUGUUUUCAGUUGCUGAAGACAUAAUUGCAUUUUCUUUUUUUACAUCAGUGGCACUAAAAUACUUCAGAUCCACUUUUCACUCCAUAUUAUAGCCAUAAUUAUGUUGGAGGGAGGUUGUGAUAAGAGCUAAAACUUGCCAUAAAUGUACCUUUUAUAACAUUCACCUUCCAGUGAAUGAAUCCUGUCUUAAAGGUUAAACUACCCAGAUGAUACAGUGAAACGUGUGUGUAUAGAUGGUUAAGAGACAUGAACUUGGGUGAAAAUAACUAAUUUCUAGUAACAAAAAAAAAACCACACAGAAAGGAACAUUGUGACAGACAGCAAGAUCAGAAGGCACAUGAUUUCACACAGUCCAAUAAUCCUUCACUUCAGUAAAGUAAAACCUUUGCUUAUUUUUCCAUUUAAGCUUCUCUGUGCAGCGCAAACAAGCUUCCAUAGAAUACUGCCAUGAAGAUUUCUUGAUUUUCCUUAGUGUGCCUGCUUUAAAAAGAUAGUAAAUCCCUCUGCAAAUGACUUCUAAACAGAGGUUUAAAGCUGAUCCUUCCCCCCUUCCCAAUGAUUGUUGAGGCAUACAUGAAGAAUUCCCCCAGUACAUACACAAAACAUAAACAAUGUUCAUUUGGCAAGGGUAUCAUAUAACCUGUUCAAGUUAUUCACAUUUUUUGCUUAGGCAUACGUUCACUCACACUGUACACCUGAAUUUGUGCAAGUGCAAUAGAUUUGUCAUGUUCCCACAUGCACUCCUGCAUCAAUUCAGGAGGGUCAUACAUAACAUCCUGCAUCAUUUGUGUGUGUGUGUGUGUGAAGACAGUUCCAAUAAAUGAAAUAACUGUCCUAGAGAGCAGCAGGGUAGUAUCAUUGUGGUAAUUAAGUAGGAGGAGGUUUAAUACAGGAGAUAGGUGCUACUUUCACUGCAGUGUCCUUAACAGUCAAAUCAUGGAUUGCUUCUUGAAAACAACGGGCGUGAUCCAACUAGCGUAACUAACUCUUUUGCUGAGAUUGUACUAUAACAUGCUUAACACUGGCUGGAUUUCACCCAGUAAGACUAGCACUGAGUUCACCUCUAUCUGAAUGUUACCAGUUACUGACAUGGAAACAGUGGCCCCCAGUUCAGCAGUGUGAGCAUAGCAACUGAGGCUGAGUGUACGCUGCCCUUUAAAAGAAACAAGAACCACACCGGUUGGCUGUUGGGCGAAAGCAAUCCUCACUGUAAUUGGUGAGAUUUUGCUUUUCUUUUAAGGGAUGCAUGCAGCUCCAGCUGCCAGGUCAAGCUGAAGAGUUAUACAUGCAGCUUGCAAUUUCCUAGCCAACUAAGGAUUUGCAUCAAAAAGCCUACUUCCAUGAGCAUACAGCUCCCAGCAGUAUCAUUGUACUGGUCAGAUUCUUGUUCAAAUUACAUCAGAAUUCUUCUUCUUUGAGGAAAGUGGAGGCAAAAAAAAAAAAAACACCCUGGCUUCACAUUUUACAUGUUUGGACUUGGCUAGCUUGAGGUCUGCGCACUGGAUAAGGAUGGUCAUUUUUCAUUUCAAUUAAUUACUAUGCAGUUUGGUUCACUGUGAGUAUAAUCUGCAUUUAAUAAACACACAGUGGUGAAGCCACUAAUUUGAAUUAUAAGGAAGAACAGAAUUUAUUUACAUACAUUCAUAUUGAUAUCCUUUAAUUGCAAAAAUGUAAAUUUGAGUCUUAUGUAAUGUUCUGGUCCUUUAAAAAUCUUGUAUAUGUAUAUUUAAAAAGGAAAUAAAGUAAAUUCUUGUA